CCCCCUUCGUUUUUCCAGGCAGACAAACAAGCCCUCCACAACAGAGACGAGAGAUGCGCAUCUCACCCCUAGCGUACUUUAGGCAACCUCCAUUUAGCUUAGCUUGUACCUGAUACAGCCUCUUUGAAUAGGAAAAUAAAAAAAGAAACAUAUAAGCCCCCAAAACCAUCGAAAGACUAUCGUCAUCGUCGCUUCCAUUUCCGUUUUCAGACGCUAUUUGUUCUCUAUUAUUGCUCUCAGGGAAGCCUAAACGGACCGUUUUAACAAUGACCGCAAUAUUCGAGUCUUUCUCGGUCUUAAACCCUAAACCUGUUUCUUCUUCUUUCCCUUUAAACAAAAAAGCAGCUUCAAUGGCUGCUUUGUGUUCCUCGCCUUCCUCUUUGCGAUUCAAUCCGCUUCUUAAACCUCGCGUUUGCAGAGUUUUCGCUUCGCCGUUCAACGGGCUGAGCUCUACCUGUCUUUCCCUCCAUCGUCGGAGCUCGGUUGUCGCUCUCGCUGCUUCGCAUGAAGAAUCGAAGCAUUCUGAGAUUGAAGUUGAGAAAGAAAAGGACAGUGUCAAAUUGGGAGCUGAUGAGUCAAAGGAAGCUUGGAAACAAGCCCUGGCUCAUUUCAAAGAACAAGCCUUGAAGUUACAAAGUGUAUCACAAGAGGCGUAUGAGAUAUACUCUAAGAAAGCAUUGGUCAUUUUGAAAGAAACCUCAGUGCAGUUGAAAAUACAAGCUGAGAAAGCCAGACAUGAUUUGAGUGAGGCAGCAAAGGAAAUCAAUGAAGACGGUAAAGAAUAUCUUUCUACGGCUGCAAAGAAUUCUCCUGAACCUGUUAGGGAAAUUGUGGAUACAUUCACCUCCUCAGCUGAUGAUCUCAAUGAUAUUUCGCGGGUCCACGACUUUUACCUUGGGAUUCCCUACGGUUUGGUUCUUUCGGUUGGUGGCUUUCUAAACUUCAUGUUAACAGGAAGCAUUUCCGCCCUUAGGUUCGGUGUUAUCCUUGGUGUUACUCUUCUGGGUUUAAGUAUAUCAAGUUUAAGGGCAUAUAGGCGAGGAGAGUCAGUUCCUUUAUCCUUGAAGGGGCAGACAGCCAUAGCCAGUGUAAUUUUUCUGAGGGAGCUACGCUUGCUAUCUCAGAGACCAUCAUUUCUGAGUGUCAUAACAACCUUUAUCAGCGGCGCGGUGGUAGCUUUCUAUGUCUAUAGGAUUAUACUAAAAGGGAAACAGGAAAGAGGGCCACAAUUUGAAAACGAGGCAGAGAAUCAGUAAACUUGCCAAGGUAGGUUGGUUUGGUAGUAGUGCCCAGUGAGUGUCUGGUGGUAAAUUGCGGUACACAACGAACUAGCAUAAUCUGUCUGCUUGAUCACAUUGAGGAUAAAGGAUUUUCUUCUUGCUUUUUACGGAUAUAUGCAAGCUGACAGGAUGUGUUUUCAACGGACGAGUAAUUUUAUCUGAUAUGUAUUGUUUGCUCUUUGAAGCAAAACAGGCAUUUUGAUAUAUACUCAGGGCGUUGGAAGGGUAGAGCCCCAUAAGGAGGCCUCAAAUAUGUUUAAUGUUAUUAUUAUUUUUUUUAAUAUUUCUUUUUUGGGUAAAUUACAUAUACACUAUAGUUUGGAUUUAAAAUUUUUCACAUUUAUCGUUUAUCGUUUAACUAUUGCAUUAAUUGCAUA
Ziziphus jujuba (common jujube) is the source of this 1657-nucleotide messenger RNA. Its product is annotated as protein FATTY ACID EXPORT 3, chloroplastic. Gene Ontology annotation, cellular component: membrane. The coding region runs from base 267 to 1256 and encodes 329 amino acids. NCBI's taxonomy places the organism in Eukaryota, Viridiplantae, Streptophyta, Magnoliopsida, Rosales, Rhamnaceae. The record is from RefSeq and is a predicted model, not a curated record. The transcript is spliced from 6 exons.